Exophiala aquamarina CBS 119918 is the source of this 1071-nucleotide messenger RNA. RefSeq names its product CMGC/MAPK protein kinase. Gene Ontology annotation, cellular component: nucleus; cytoplasm. The coding region runs from base 1 to 1071 and encodes 356 amino acids. The transcript is spliced from 4 exons. Lineage: Eukaryota; Fungi; Ascomycota; Eurotiomycetes; Chaetothyriales; Herpotrichiellaceae. Gene Ontology annotation, biological process: intracellular signal transduction; protein phosphorylation. The record is from RefSeq and is a predicted model, not a curated record. Gene Ontology annotation, molecular function: MAP kinase activity; ATP binding.
AUGGCUCAACAAGGCCAGGCAUCUCAAACUGGAGGCUCGAGGAAGAUUUCGUUCAAUGUCUCGGACCAGUAUGAUAUUCAGGAUGUUAUCGGUGAGGGCGCGUACGGAGUUGUUUGUUCUGCUUUGCACAAACCCUCAGGUCAGAAGGUUGCCAUCAAGAAAAUCACCCCAUUCGAUCACUCCAUGUUUUGUUUGCGCACGUUACGAGAAAUGAAGCUGCUACGAUAUUUCAAUCACGAAAACAUAAUCUCCAUUCUCGACAUUCAAAAGCCACGAAACUACGAAACUUUCACCGAAGUCUACCUCAUCCAAGAAUUGAUGGAAACCGAUAUGCACCGUGUUAUCAGAACGCAGGAUCUCUCCGACGACCAUUGCCAAUACUUCAUUUACCAGACUCUCCGAGCUCUGAAGGCUAUGCAUUCAGCAAAUGUUCUGCACCGAGAUUUGAAACCUUCCAAUCUGCUUCUGAAUGCCAACUGCGACCUCAAAGUCUGCGAUUUUGGUCUCGCUCGGUCAGCUGCUUCCACCGAUGAUAAUUCAGGUUUCAUGACCGAAUAUGUCGCCACAAGAUGGUAUCGGGCCCCAGAGAUCAUGUUGACCUUCAAAGAAUACACCAAAGCCAUCGACGUCUGGAGCGUGGGGUGCAUUCUCGCAGAAAUGUUGAGCGGCAAGCCUCUAUUCCCUGGCAAAGACUAUCACCAUCAACUUACGCUGAUUCUCGACGUUCUUGGAACACCUACUAUGGAAGAUUACUACGGUAUCAAAUCCCGUCGUGCCCGCGAGUAUAUUCGCUCUCUUCCUUUCAAGAAGAAGAUCCCCUUGAAAGCACUUUUCCCGAAGACCUCCGAUCUUGCACUGGAUCUUCUCGAGAAACUUCUUGCAUUCAACCCAGUCAAACGUAUCACUGUGGAAGAGGCCUUGAAACACCCUUACCUUGAACCGUAUCAUGACCCGGACGAUGAGCCAACGGCUGACCCUAUUCCCGAGGAGUUUUUUGACUUCGAUCGAAACAAAGAUCAACUGAGCAAAGAAGAAUUGAAGGCACUGAUUUGGAAUGAGAUCAUGAGAUGA